Messenger RNA from Drechmeria coniospora, 1830 nucleotides. Its product is annotated as Ubiquitin carboxyl-terminal hydrolase 16. The record is from RefSeq and is a predicted model, not a curated record. Bases 1 to 1830 code for a protein of 609 amino acids. Gene Ontology annotation, molecular function: cysteine-type deubiquitinase activity; cysteine-type endopeptidase activity. The transcript has a single exon. Gene Ontology annotation, biological process: protein deubiquitination. NCBI's taxonomy places the organism in Eukaryota, Fungi, Ascomycota, Sordariomycetes, Hypocreales, Ophiocordycipitaceae. Gene Ontology annotation, cellular component: cytosol; nucleus.
AUGCCCGACAGCAAGUCGGCGACAGUCGUCUCGUACGCCGCCGGGGCUUCCCUCGCUGCUGUUGCCCUCAUCUACGUCUUUGGGCCGACGUUUGCCAUCGAUCAUGAUUCGGCCGCCAGCUCGCGCCGGAAAACGAUCGUCGGGUUGCGGAACCAGGCCAACGACUGCUUCAUCAACUCGGUCCUCCAGGUCCUCGCAGGUCUCGGCAAUCUUCGCGUCUACCUGAUCCGCGAAACCCACCGACGCCGCAUCGAGGACCCGGCCGUCUACUCCAACCUCGUCCAGCCCGACGGCGGCGCGAGGCUCGAACGGUGGAGACUCGAGGGCCUGCAAGAGGGCAUUGUCACCCGCGGGCUGAAGGAGAUGCUGGAUGCGCUUAACGAGCGGCCCAUCGCUAGGAAGGCCAUCUCCCCCUUUCCUUUCGUACACGUCCUCGAGGUCGCCUUCAAGCAGCGGAUAAGCAGGCAGCAGCAGGACGCCCAGGAGUUCCUGCAGAUUGUCGCCGAACGACUCAAGGACGAGUACCACGCCGGCCAGCGCGCUCGAUAUCACGCUCGCACCCGCGGUUUUCCCUCUCGGCCGGCAACCGAUGGCGACGAGUCGCAAGACGAAAAGGUUCCCGAGCUCCUCACCAACGGCCUAUGCGAUGCCGACGCCGAGCCCGACGUCGAUGGCGUCCCGAUACACCUCGAGCUGGAGGAGGGCUUCCCCAUGGAAGGCCGAUACGAAUCCCACUUGGUCUGCCAGACGUGCAAGUACAAGACGAAGCCCCGAGAGGAGACCUUUUGCACCAUCACCCUGGCGGUGCCUCAUGCCUCGUCGACGUCGCUCGGCGCUUGCUUCGACGGCAUCUUCAAGACCGAGUACAUCGACGACUUCAAAUGCGAAAUGUGCCGCCUCGUCCAGACAAAGACGAACCUGGAGCACGAGCUCGCGCGGUCCACCUCGGACGCCUUCAAGGAGCAGGCUCGGGAAAGCAUCGAGAAGCUCCGGCGGGCCAUGGAGAUGGAUCCUGAAAACCCGCCCCAAGGCGUCGAGCUGGGCGACAUGCGCUACGCACCGAGGCGCAGGAUCGCCAAGACGACACGCAUGACCCUCUUUCCCAAGAUCCUGGCCAUUCACCUGUCGCGGUCCAUCUACGGCGUCGGCCAGAUGACGCAGAAGAACUCGGCCAAGGUGUCCUUUCCCGAACAGCUGCCGCUGGGAGGGCUCGCCGACCAGCACAGGUACAAGCUUCUCGGCAUCAUCACCCACAGGGGCGGCCACAACAGCGGUCACUACGAGGCCUUUCGGCGGCAGAACCCACCGUCGCACUUUCACAACACAAACACCUUCCAGCCGUCGGGCGUCUACAGCCGGACGCCGACGCCCAUGUCGACGCCCGAGAUUGUCGCCCGUCAGGCGGCGAGCCCAGCCAUGUCGACGCCGGACCUGCUGUCGCCCUCGCCAUCGCCCUCGCCGGCGACCAACCUGUCGACGCCGUCGCUCGAUUCGCUCACGGCGGCACCGCGUAGCAUCCCGCGUUCGCCGAGGGAUGGCGACGUCGAUGCGAGCAGCCUCCGCUCCGUCGCCGCCGGCACCAAGUCGACCCUCUCGAGGCUGGUGUCGUCAAAGCUGACGCCCGACGGUGCCUCGUCUCCGGCCGGCGCCCUCGCCAACAUGCAGCCGGACACGGCCAGGGCCAAGCAGGCGAUGAAGCGGAAGAGGCCGGCUGCUGAAAAGUGGUGGCGCGUCAGCGACGAAAAGGUACGCGAGGCCAAGACGAGCGAGGUUUUGAGCAUGGAGAGAGAGGUCUACCUGUUGUUCUACGAGCUGGACACAGGCGCGUAG